UGAUUCACUUGAUACAAAUUGUCAUGAAAAAAUUGAGAAAAUGAAUGCUCAGUUUUCUAAUGUUGAAUUUGUAUGUCGAAAAUCAAAUGAUGCUAUAUCAAGAGAUCUGGUAAAUAAAUUAUUAUCUUUAUUGGUUUAUUUUUGAAAAAAAAUGCUCGAACAGACAUUCAUAUAAUAAACUUAUGAAAUAUCUUAAGAAAAUAAAGUUAUAUAGUUUACGUAUGAUUUUCUAAAAAACGCCCCCCCAAUCUUUGGACGCUCGGGACACCCCUGUUUAUAUGAUCAUAAUUUUAUUGUUGUUAAAAUUAUUAUUCAUUGUAAAUAUCAAUGAAUAAUAAUUGAUUUUUCAAUAAAAUAAUAUAUUGAUUAAAGGGAAAAAAAAUAAAAUUGAUAAUAAGAAAAGUUAUUUGAAUAAUUGUUCUUCUUUUUUUGUUUAAUCUUAAUUAAUAAAUUAUAUUUAGAGUAGUAUCAAAUGAAGGAAGUCAAUGUUUAGCUAAUACAUGAAAAUUUCAAUUUGUUGAAACAUCUCCCUUCGAUAUUCGACUAAGAUAUAGAAAUAAAUAAAUUUAAAAAUAAAAAAGAAUGUUAAAGAAAUCUUUGAAAAAAAUAUUAAAGCAAUGAAUUAUAAUUAUUUAAAUGAAAAUGGGAUAAAUAUUGUUCAAAUGAUAAAACAAAAACAAUUAAUUACAUUAAUUUAUACUGAUUGACAGAGACAGAAACGAAAAAAAUAAAACAGAGGAAUAUUCGAAAAAAUAUUUUAUUAUUAUUUUUUGUUUUAUUUUAUGUUGUGAAAUAAAAUAAGAAGUUGAUGCACAGAGAAACAGUUUACUGUUAUAUUUUUUUAUUUUCAUAUUAAAUAGAACAUUUUCCAUUAAUAUCGAUUAUCUUUAAUCAAGCACUUCUUCUUUUUUUGUUUUUUUUUGAUAUGUUCGAUUAUAAAAGUGUUAAACAAUUUAAAUGUCUAAAACAUUUAUUUCCGAAUCGUAAAACAAAAACUGUUUGUUCGAUUUAGAUAAAAGAAGAAGACCAAUUUAGAAUGAUAUAAAAUAAUAAGUUUUGAAAAUUAUUAAGGACAAAUAAAACCUAUUGAUGGUAUUAAUCAAAACAGUAACAUUAAAAAAAUGCUUUCAUAAUGGAAUUUUCAUUGAUAAUGAUGAUGAUGAUUCAAAUAAUGUUAUUAUUAAAGCUAAAAAUAUAAUUGAUUUAAAUCUUUUAUCUCAACUAGAUUUUCAUUUUCAAAUUCCAAAAACAAUCUCAAUAACAAUUAAAAGCUGCACCUAUUGCUAUAAAUGGAAGAAAAACGAAUAAACAAGUUAAGCAACAUUCGUUUAUCAUUUAUUUCUAUCACCGGCCCGAAUCAGACAAAUAUUGAUCAUUUAAAUUAAUAUCAGAGACGAAUUAUAAAAUGAUAUUGAACUCGAAUCAGUUUAAUGAUCAUUUCAAUUUUACCCUCUUUUUAAAAAUUUGACAUCAACCAAAGAAGUUUGAAGGAAAUAUAUAUAUAUAUUUGUUUGAUAUUGAAUGUUAAUAACUCCGAUGAAUAUAAUCAUAUUAUUUGAAUAUUAAAAAAAAAUAAUUAUAUAUGAUUUAUCAUAAACUUAUAAUUAAUUUAAAUACAAAAAAUAAAAAAUAAUCAAAUGAAACAACAAAUCGUUUUUACUUUGAUUCAUCCAAUAGAUCAUUAAUUGAAAAUAUAUCUAUUGUACAUUCAUUUUCACAAAUUCAAGAUACAUACCGAUGUGAUCAAAUGAUACUUGAAGAUAAUAAUAGACCCGUAUUGAUUAUGAAUAAAUUCAAUUAUCUAUACACUAAAAAAAUUUUCAUCUGAAUAUUAUAUGGUUAUUCAAUAGAAAGAUGUAUUGAAUCAAUUGGUGGCUGUACAUGUGAUAUGUUAUUGCAUAUAUUAGGCGGUACACAAAGAUUCUUAAUUGAAAAUCGUCAUCAACUUUCAAAAAUUGUUAUUUUAACUUGUUUCAUGGAAGUGCAAUAUGCAUGUGCUAUUUGUAUUGAAGGAAUUAUAACAUAAAAAAAAAACAUUCGAAUUCUAUUCAACAUUAUUUUAUUGAAAAUAAACUUUUUCGAAUAACCAAUGUAUCACGUACAAUAAAAUUUAAUUAAAUUAUUUAUAAAUUAGUUCUUCCUCGAUCAUAUGUUGAUUUAAUAUUAAAUCGUUUUGAUGUUGCUAAUUAUUUUAAUUCAGUUUUAUUAGCAAAACCAUGGUAUUGUGAUAUAGUGCAAUAUUGUUCACGUCUUCAAACUUCAAUUAUUGAUGUUGAUCUACCAGUAGAUAGUAGAGCUAUUGAAUGUAAAUAUUCAUUAGUACCAUUAUUAAUACUUGUUUCAAUGUCAUCAAAAAACAUUGGAAGAAUUUAUCUUUGUGAUCUUGGAUUUAGACAAAAAGUUUUUCAACAUUUGCAUUGUCAUUUGACAACAAAUCAUUUUUUGCUUUACAUGAUAAUUAACUUAUAA
This is a messenger RNA of Rotaria sp. Silwood2, 2469 nucleotides long. Lineage: Eukaryota; Metazoa; Rotifera; Eurotatoria; Philodinida; Philodinidae. The record is from the annotation of a GenBank genome assembly.